Messenger RNA from Beta vulgaris subsp. vulgaris (sugar beet), 1218 nucleotides. RefSeq lists its product as hypothetical. Lineage: Eukaryota; Viridiplantae; Streptophyta; Magnoliopsida; Caryophyllales; Amaranthaceae. The coding region runs from base 76 to 783 and encodes 235 amino acids. The record is from RefSeq and is a predicted model, not a curated record. The transcript has a single exon.
UAACACCACUCUCCCCCUCUCUCUAUAAUAUUUCCACCUUCUCUCUAAUAUUUUUUUUCUCCAAAAAAAAUAAAAAUGGUUAGUCUCUCCCACCCUAAAAGUCCUCUUUCAUCUCUUCAUAUUUUCUCAAGUAUGAACAAAUCAUCAUCACCAUCAUCAUCUUCUACUUCUUCCUCAACUUCAACCACUUCUUCAUCAUCUCUAACAACAAUGAAAGUAAAAACCCUAAUUCACAACCUCAUUUUCUCCCACAUUUGUCGCGUUAUUCGAGCAUUAUCCAAGGCAAAAUCAAUCUUCCUAGACAUUUUCCGGGAAAAUCAACUCAUGUACUUAACACAAACCAAGAAAAAGAAUAAGUAUAGGAAAAAAAUACUCUUUGGCUCUUUUAGGUUGCACUACAAUUGGUGUUCUUCUUCAGCUCAUGUUUUGCCUAUUCCUUCACCCACCAUUUUAGAGACUAGUAGUAUUUUCUAUGAUUCUACUUGGAACUCAGUUUACUCGACCGACGACGUAAAUCAUCGUAAGGAAGAUGAUCAAGUUUGUAAUAAUGGGAUUAUUGGUAAGGAAGAUGAUGAAGAAAGUCAUCUUUCAAGUUAUCUUCAAUGGCUUGAAGAAAAAGGUGGCAAAAAUAAUAAUGAAGGAGAUCAUCAUGAGAAGAAUAUUAUUGAGAAUGAGAUUGAUAAGCUUGCAGAUAUGUUCAUAGCUAAUUGUCAUGAGAAAUUCAGGUUGGAGAAGAUUGAAUCUUAUAGAAGAUAUCAAGAGCUUAUUGCUAGAAGUUUGUGAGAAAUAGUUUUACUCUCUUCAAUAAUAAAGAAAAUCAAAGAAAAAGAGAGAUGGAGGGCAUAAAUAAUUUACUUGAUUAUUUAGCUACUUAUAAUUAGCUUACUUCUUCUUAGAUAGCUUUUUUUUUUUUUUUUUUUUUUUUUUUUUGUUUUGUUUUGGGGUUGUGCUAGAUGAUGACAACAAUGGGCAAGAAAAUCAGGUGUUAUUGUGGAUGUGAUUCUUAUUAUAAUAUAGUAUAUGUUCAGCUUAAAAUACUGGUUCUCUCUUUUUAUGUUAUUUUUUCUUGUUCUCUGUUGUAUAAUGGAGUACUUAUUUUGUAUGAAGAUUCAAGAGCAUAUAUAGGUAUAUGGAGAAGUGUACAUGAAGGGAUUAUUGUGGUAUUACGAAAUUUUUGGGGUAAUUCUUGUUUUUAUUAUAUCUAUAUUCAUUUGUUUA